CCAUUGGAAUUAUGGCUGAGGUUAAGUCAAUGUUCCAUCAGGUUAGAGUAGAAAAAUCAGAUGUGGACUACUUGCGCUUCCUGUGGUGGCCACAGGCUGACACCAGUCAAACCCCAAAGGAAUACCGUAUGCCUGUGCACAUAUUCGGUGCUGUGUCCUCCCCAAGUUGUGCAAGUUUUGCAUUACGAAAAACUGGUGAUGACAAUGAAAACUGUUUUCCCCCUCAUGUAGCUGAAACAAUCCGGCACAACUUUUAUGUGGAUGAUUGUGUUAAGUCCAUGGCCAAAGAGUCUGAUGCCAUCCAGCUAGUAAAAGACCUCACUGCACUAUGCUACAAAGGUGGAUUCCAGCUGACUCAAUGGGUCAGCAACAGCCGAGCAGUUCUAGCAUCCAUUCCAAAAGAAAAACGGGCAAAGGAAAUCAAAACACUGGAUCUUGACAAAGACAGCCUACCCAUUGAAAGAGCCCUGGGACUGCAGUGGUGCGUGGACUCUGACCAUUUCCAGUUUAACAUCAAUUUAAGCCAAAAGCCACAUACCCGCAGAGGCAUACUUUCUGUUGUAAGUUCAAUUUUUGAUCCCCUCGGCUUUCUUGCUCCUCUCAUUCUCCCAGCCAAGCAGUUGUUACAGGAACUCUGCCAGAGAGGCUUUGGAUUGGAUGAACCUUUGCCCCAAGUUAUAGUAGACAGGUGGAAGGAAUGGAUAAACAGUUUAGAAAAAAUAAAAAGCUUCAGUGUUGCACAUUGUCUGAAACCAAAGGGCUAUGGAACAACAAAAUGUGCAGAACUACACCACUUUGCUGAUGCCAGUGAGAGUGGCUAUGGCUCAGUAAGCUACAUAAGACAAGCUAAUGAGCAGGACAUUGUACAUGUCACUUUUCUCCUGGGAAAGUCCAGAGUCCUUCCUUUAAAGAACAUCACAGUACCUCGGCUGGAGCUGGCCGCUGCAGCAUUGUUGGUAAAGGUGGACAAAAUGCUAAGGAGAGAACUACAUCUAGUCUUAAAGCCCUCUGUUUUCUGGACUGACAGCCAAACUGUACUUAAGUACAUUAGAAGUGACACUGUAAGAUUCAAGUCGUAUGUAGCAAACAGGGUCUCGCUGAUUCGGGACAACUCUGAGCUGUCUCAAUGGAGAUACAUGAGAAGCAAGGACAAUCCAGCUGAUGAUUCCUCAAGAGGAUUGAGUGCAGGCAAAUUCAUGGAACAGAAGAGGUGGAUGCAUGCCCCAGAGUUCCUAUGGACGCCCGAGGAAAGCUGGCCAGUGGUGGAGGCAUUGGGCUCAGUGAAACAGGAUGAUCCAGAGGUUAGGAAAAGCACUACUGUGUUUACAACAGCAGCGAACACUGAAACGCCCACAGACCAGCUUAUUUCAUACUUUUCAGAUUGGAUGAAGCUCCUUAAAGCAGUGGCAUGGUACCUCAAGCUGAAAAAUACCUUGAUGCUGAGAGUCAAAAAGCAAAAGAACUUUCCCUCGUAUCAAGUCACUACCCGUUCCCACAGCCUAAAGGUGAGCCCAAAACUGGCCACCAAACCCGGUGGACAGCUCCUCAGAGUGAAGGAUCUCUCACAGGCAGAAAGAUCAGUUAUCUCUUAUGUUCAGAGACAAGCUUUCGCAGCUGAAAUUACAACACUGCAAAUGACCCCACCUCAAGUGAGAAGGAGCAGCAGGAUCAGUAGGCCUGAUCCUGUGCUAGAUGAAGGCAUUUUAAGAGUAGGUGGCCGGCUACAUAAAGCUGCCAUGCCUGAUGAAACUAAACACCCCUGUAUCUUGCCCAUUUCAAUUCUUAUUUUAAGACACAUUCAUGAACGCUGUGGUCACAGUGGUAGAAACCACAUGCUCUCAGAGCUCCAUAAAAAAUAUUGGAUUAGUAAGGCUAACUCCUUAGCCAGAAGGGUGAUCUCAAGAUGUGUCACGUGUCGACGUGUGAGGGGCAAAGCAGGUGAGCAGAAAAUGGCAGAUUUGCCACUGGAAAGAAUCUUACCUGACCUCCCUCCCUUUACCAAUGUCGGAUUGGACUACUUUGGCCCGAUAGAAGUAAAGCGAGGAAGAAGCACCAUCAAGAGGUAUGGAGUUCUGUUUACAUGUAUGUCCAGCAGAGCUGUUCAUUUGGAAGUAGCUUUCUCAUUAAACACUGACUCAUGCAUUCACGCUUUGAGAAGAUUUGUUUGCAGAAGGGGGCAGGUUAAGCACAUCAGAUCUGACAAUGGAACGAACCUGGUGGGUGCUCAAGUAGAGCUCAAGAAGGCUCUGAUGACACUGAACGAAACGAAGAUUCAGGAUGCCCUGCUUCCUGAUGGAAUUGAGUGGAGUUUCAACCCACCAACCGCAUCACAUCACGGUGGAGUCUGGGAAAGAAUUAUAAGAUCUGUUCGUCACGUGCUGAACUCCACACUCCAUCAACAAACCAUCGAUGAUGAAGGUCUUCAAACUCUAUUCUGUGAGGUAGAGGCUAUCUUAAACAACCGUCCUCUCUCCACAGUGUCCUCAGACCCAUACGACCUAGAGCCGCUGACCCCAAACCACAUCCUCCUGCUGAAAACCCAGCCCAUUCUGCCUCCUGGAACCUUCCUGAAAUCAGACCUUUAUGCCAGACGCCGCUGGAAACAGGUCCAGUACAUGGCGGAUCUCUUCUGGCAUAGGUGGACCAAAGAAUACCUUCUUCUACUCCAGGAAAGGCAAAAAUGGACUGCAGUGAAGAAGAACCUGAAUGUUGGAGAUCUUGUCCUGGUAGUUGACCCCACUGCUCCUAGAGGAUCCUGGCCAUUAGGAAGAGUGCUAGAGACCAAGCCUGAUCCAAAGGGGCUGGUUCGGUCCGUAAAGCUCCAGACACGGACUUCAGUCCUUGAUAGGCCCAUUACCAAGCUAUGCCGAAUUCUGGAGACUGAAGAAUGUCCGGUGACUCCUAAAGAUUACCAAUAAGGGAAGUAAUGUAUACAUAUAUUUUCUAAAAGCAAAAAGAGAUUAUUGAAAACUGGCUCCUUUUUGUAUUUAUUUUAAAUAAUUGAUUCUAUAGAGAACAAUUAGGGGCCGGUGUGUAGGAGCCACAAUUUAAUUUAUUUAUGGUUUUAUAAUUGACUUAUAGUUGUCUUUUUUGUUGCAUUUGAGAAGUACUUUUAACAGGUGGAGAGGGCGUUACCCUAUAAGUUGCAGUGGGUAGCGCAUAAUGAUGAGAAGGCGUGUCAGCAGAUACAGUCUUUGACCUUGGCCUGGAUCUGCGCUACCGGAGCGCUGUAUUAAAAAGCUGAACUCCAAGCGCCAUAAAACCAUAUUUAAGGACAUUUAAAACAAUUUGCAUCUAUGUUUUGUAUUUUAUUUUAUUUGUGUAACCCUACAGUGGUAGUUCUGCUUAUGGCAGGCUAAAAUAACCUAUUGUAGGAGUUAUCUUAAAUCUGGAUUCGAUGAGGAGAUUGGUUAUGUGCUGAUCAUAUGGCCAAAAGACUCACAAAUUUCACUCCAAAAGAAGCACAGGACAAUAGAUUAAAGUUUAAAUGUAGUUCUU
Molecule: messenger RNA, 3498 nt
Organism: Misgurnus anguillicaudatus (oriental weatherfish)
Lineage: Eukaryota; Metazoa; Chordata; Actinopteri; Cypriniformes; Cobitidae
Source: RefSeq, a predicted model, not a curated record